Molecule: messenger RNA, 1685 nt
Organism: Momordica charantia (bitter melon)
Lineage: Eukaryota; Viridiplantae; Streptophyta; Magnoliopsida; Cucurbitales; Cucurbitaceae
Product: PQ-loop repeat family protein / transmembrane family protein
Cellular component (GO): membrane
Source: RefSeq, a predicted model, not a curated record
CAAAAACCUGCAGUUCAGUUUAGAUAGAGAGAGAGAAGAAAAAUGGCGCUGGGUUCGUAUUGCGUGAAGGAGCAGAAGCCGUGCGUGGGAUGGGCCGACACGUAUUUCAAGGACUGCCUCUGCAAUCUCAGAGACGACAUGUCGUUCGCGUUCGGCUUCAUCAGUUUGCUCUGUUGGGGCCUCGCCGAGAUCCCUCAGAUCGUCACCAACUUCCGUACCAAGUCCAGCCACGGCGUCUCCCUCCUCUUCCUCCUCACCUGGGUCGCCGGCGAUGCGUUUAAUCUCGUGGGCUGCCUUCUGGAACCGGCCACGCUCCCCACUCAGCUCUACACAGCACUCCUUUACACAGUGAGUACUAUAGUUUUGGUACUGCAAAGUCUGUAUUAUGAUUACGUCUAUCGAUUAUGCAGCGACAGGAAGAGGAAAUCUGAUCAAACGGGGGAAGAGGAAAAGACGCCGUUGAAGCCGAAAGCGGUAAGCUACGCCGGUAUUCCGAUUCCGAAAGCUUCUCCGAAGGCCACUCCUCGCCGGGAAUUCUACUACACGUCAGCGAGAUCGCUGGCCGGGAGCGAUACGCCGCCGUUUCGGGCGUUUCUCCGGCUACCGAAAAGUGGGCCGUCGGCUCUCGGCAACGACAGCUCAUCUUCCGACGAUGAAUCGGAUUCCGCCGCCUCCACUAUCUCCCGGCCCAGGCCCAUCCCUCGAUCGGUCGGUUAUGGGACAUUUUUAGCAGCUUCAGCAAAUCUGCCAUUCCAAAGCAAGGGCUUCCCAGAUGGAUUUAGAGGAAGAAAACUUUUACAAGAACAUGGAAUUAGUCAUAGUGGUUUUGGGCAAUUAUUGGGUUGGCUUAUGGCUGCUAUUUACAUGGGUGGUAGACUCCCUCAAAUUUGGUUAAAUAUCAAAAGAGGGAGUGUAGAGGGGCUGAAUCCUCUGAUGUUUGUAUUUGCUUUGGUUGCCAAUGCCACUUAUGUUGCAAGUAUUCUCGUGAGAAGCACAGAUUGGGGGAAAAUCAAAGCCAACAUGCCAUGGCUACUCGAUGCUGUUGUUUGCGUCCUCCUAGACUUAUUCAUAAUUUUGCAAUACAUUUAUUACAGAAGGUUCAGAAAGAAGAGGCAAAGUGGAGGAAGAGACUGCAAAAACUAUGAAGAAGCAACAAAACAUGCAACCUUGUGACCUUAUUAUUAACAAACCCUUCUCUUCUGUUCUCAAUUACUUGCCUUUAAUCAGAAGGCGAAAUGACCCUUUUGCCCUCCUCACUCAGUGCUGAAUCAAAGUGGCAGCUGCUAGUGGAAGAUUGUCAAAAGUGCUUUGUGAAAAAUUAAAUUUCACACCCACCAAAAAUCAUCUCUUCAACUUGUGUGUGCCAAAUGCAGUGAGUUUUUUCAAAAGUUGAAUAUUAUUUACUUCUUAUUUCCUUGAAGAAUUCUAGGCUUGUUUUAAAGUUCAAUUCCUUAAAGGGUGUUCAUAGAGUUUAAGUUUUUGUAGUUUGAAGUUGAAUUGCGAAUAGUGAAAUCCGAGUCCGAGUUGUGAGACAAUGUACGUGUUUGAGAAUGAGAUAGUCCUUUUUUUGUCUUUUGUUUUUUACAACAUGUGGGGUUGUAGAUUCGAAUUCACGAUUUUUUAGUCGGAGAUUGGUAUCUUGACCAGUUGAACUAGACUCGUGUCGACAAAAAUGAGAUGUUAUU